AUGGCUGCUCGAAUACUCCAGGACCGCAUGACAUAUUGGCUCGGGUAUCUCCAAGGCUGGGCCAGCUCCACUUUGCCGCGAUCUCCCAGUGCGGCUUAUGGUCUCCUGGUCUCUAAAGCCACAAGCCUCAUCUCACUCCCGCUGCCACUAUUGUCCGUUUUGGCCAUACCCUUUGUGGGCGGCUCGUCGACUACUGUCAACCUUGUGAUAUUCUAUCUAACGUGGACUGCCUUGAUCACAAGCUAUGGACCCUUGAGCGUAGAGAUUGGAGGCACUCUGCUUGUCCGCUUGGUAUGCUUUCUCGUGCCAGCUCUUGCUUGCCUCGCCUUCGACUGUGCACUCCCGAAGCUCAGCCAAGGCAUCAAGGCUCAUGGUAAACGACAGCUACCUCUCAGCCUGGGUCGUGACAAGAUCCUUGAGAUUUCUGGUGUUGCGAUAUUCAAUGUUCUACUCUCAGUCGCCGUACAGGGAGCACUUGAGCUCUUCGCAACUCGCGUGAUGCAUACUAGGAGUCUGCUCAGAGUCAGUGCUGCUGUGCCUCUUCCAUGGAACCUCGCCAAGGAUGUGCUUAAGGGUUUGUUACUUCGUGGUAUCCUCCGAUAUACCAUCCAUCGCUACGUACUACACACCAUAGAAUCCCAACUUAGUGGAUGGCAUCUUCGCUGGCAGCACUCAAUCAGGAUACCAUUCAGCGUGGUGGCAGCAUAUGAUCAUCCGGUCAAUUAUCUGCUGUCACAAUGGCUUCCUGUCUUCCUGCCAGCAUACUUGUUCCGCUUCCAUGUGCUGGCUUGGCACAUCUUGCUGGCUGUUGCGAGUCUGGAAGAGCUAUUUGUGUACUCUGGCUAUGCUGUGUUGCCAUCUGGCAUCGUUCUGCCUGGCAUGGCGAGGAGGACCGAGGCGCAUUUCGAUUCGGUCUCACAGCGCAAGAUUGGCAACUUCGGCCAUCUAGGCUUGUUAGACUUCGUCUGCGGCACAUCUUGCAAUCAUGAGAGUGAUGUUGUCGACGAUGUUGAAGCAGAAGCUAAAAAGCAUCGCCUGCCACAACGUGCAAGUGGUGCUAUUCAAGGAGCAAUCGAUGGCCUCCGAGGCAACGUGCAUGACGGGAACGCUACUGCAGGUGCACAUCGAUCUGGUGCUAAUGCAGAAGAUGACGAAGACUGGGCGGCUGAUCAGGAUGCUGACGAGAGCAUCACGUCCCAGACCCGGCAGCGGAGAAGUGGGCGAAAGAAUGCUGGAAAGCGUUAG
This is a messenger RNA of Recurvomyces mirabilis, 1245 nucleotides long. RefSeq lists its product as uncharacterized. Lineage: Eukaryota; Fungi; Ascomycota; Dothideomycetes; Mycosphaerellales; Teratosphaeriaceae. The record is from RefSeq and is a predicted model, not a curated record. Gene Ontology annotation, cellular component: endoplasmic reticulum membrane. Gene Ontology annotation, biological process: sterol biosynthetic process. Gene Ontology annotation, molecular function: iron ion binding; C-4 methylsterol oxidase activity. The transcript is spliced from 3 exons. Bases 1 to 1245 code for a protein of 414 amino acids.